Molecule: messenger RNA, 2130 nt
Organism: Colletotrichum costaricense
Lineage: Eukaryota; Fungi; Ascomycota; Sordariomycetes; Glomerellales; Glomerellaceae
Exons: 6
Coding region: 1-2130 (709 amino acids)
Cellular component (GO): cytoplasm
Molecular function (GO): 3'-5'-RNA exonuclease activity; RNA binding
Source: RefSeq, a predicted model, not a curated record
AUGGAAGUCUCGUCAGAGAACUUCUGGCGGCAGCUGCCGAAUAUUCUGCUGUCCAUUGCGAAGUCCGACUUCGUUGCCAUCGAUCUCGAGAUGACCGGCAUCACGGACAAGAGCUCGGCAGACCACUCAGAAAACCCAACCAACCAGCAAAUCUAUGAAUCGGCCAAGAAGAUUGCAUCCAAGUUCAACGUCUUUGAGAUGGGGAUGACGUGUAUCCAAAGCCAGUCAGACGGCUCAUACAAAACCGAGACCUAUAGUUUCACUGUCAGCCCCUACCUGCACACAGAAACGCGAGCUGAUGAAAAGUUCGUCAAAGGCUUGGAUAGGAGCCUUUCUGUAUCAUACAACACUCUCAAGUUUCUUCGAUCGGAAGGCAUCCGGCUGGAGAAGGUCUAUGAGGACUGCGUUCCGUACCUCAGCCGCGAAGAGGCACGCUUGGCAGUUCGACAGAUGCAGCGCCGACAAGAUCCUUGGGACGCCAAAGAUCAUGGAUACAACGAGGACGACGAAGGUCUGACUACGUUUUCCAUUUAUGCCCAUAACACGAUUGUAAAUUGGCUUUACACCGAUCCAUGGAUGCGAACUCUAGAGAUCAAUGUCCUCUUACCCAACUCUGAUAGUAAGAAACGUAUGAGCGUCUACGAACAGAUCGUUCGUAGAAAGGCCCGAAAGCUUGUGCCACGAAUGGUUUGCCGUCUUUGGAAUCAUGGCACGACCGUGGUUAUCUCUCAGCGGGACGAUGGACAAGAAUCCAAGAGGCGUGAGUCUCUAGAGGACGAUCUCAACGCAUCGUUGAGGAAGUACGCAGGAAUUCGCCUGAUUAUCGAAGCCCUUGUCGGCGGCAAGUUUGCCAACCUCAUUAACCCCGACCUCAUUGUCGAAGCCAUGUCUGGCUGGCCUGGCGAAGCACAAUGCUUUUGUCGUGAGGUGCAUGAGCUUGUUCAUCCCGCGGCACCAGAACAAUGGGAAGAAUCUCCAGAGGAAGAAGUCGAGGAUCGCUUUUGCCCCUGGUGUUGCACACAUCACGACCCUGACACAGGCUGCUCUAGCACGUCCUCAGGUCAGGACGUCGAAGUGGCAUUUCAAACAAACUUGAUCACCAAAGACGAGUGCCUCUGUAUGAAGAAGCGGAACUUGUCCAGAAGCCGAGUUGGAGAUAAUGAGCUGAUGCCCUUGGUGUAUGAUGUUCAUUGCGAACGUUGCUACCCCGAUCUUGGCAGCAGCCGGCCUGGGAUCAACUCUUCCCCUCACCAUGACAUCCCUCCACAGGCCACACAUAUUCAAGAAGCUCAUUCGGCGAGCCACGAUGGAGAAUCCUCAAGCAGUUCGGAGGGAGUGGCAGGUGGCGAGUUUCGGGAGGGCGACACUGGUACUUGGCAUAUCACAGCUGAGACAGCCGGCUGGGAUGAGCCGACUGGUUGGAACAAAAUGUGUCACGAUCUCGAGGAUUUAUCCACGGAAACACUCAAGAAUGAAGUAGCAGAUGCUCUUCAGGAGCUAGAAACUUUAGGCCGAACGUCUUCGCCAACCAUUAUCGGACACAACCAAUUCAUGGACCUUUUGUUCCUUUACAACACCUUCAUCGACGACCUCCCCGACAGCUUUUUGGAGUUUUUGGUAAAUAUUCACCAAUUGUUCCCACGCAUCGUGGACACGAAGCUGUUGGCCAUUAAGGACGACACGAUCGAGGGCGAAGACCCAUUGAUGGAUCUAUACAACAGGUUCGAUGGCAACAGAACGCAGCCAAGCAUCCAUUGGGAUGCAGCUUAUGGCUAUGGCCGUCGUGAAACAGCCCAUCAGGCUGGCUUCGAUAGCCACAUGACGGCAGUUGUGUUUCUGCGAAUUGCCCACAAACUCGCCCGCGAGGAAUCGGCCAGGCUCGAGGGCCGAGCCGCGUCAUACGAGAGCAAAGAAUGGAGAUUGUAUGACAGAGAAUGGCUAUCAGCAGUUGGAUACGAUUCACAAUUCCUGGGCUAUUCGCAAGACUCGGACAUUGGCACAUGGAGAGAGUCCAACACCCAGGAAGGGUACGUGGGUCGGAUUCGGUGGCAGAUGGCCAUAUUCGACGACAUUCGCGACCGAAUUCGGAUCGCCCCCCGCAAGACAUUUAAUAUCGGGCCCGAAUGGUGA